CUGCUGGGAAACUACGAACUCGACAAACCGCCAUCUUUCUUUAUAGAGAGUUAGUAGGGCAAAUAAUAACCACUUUUGAAUGAUUAUUUCCCCAAAAUAGACUCGUUGAAGCAAAUCCACUUGGUCAGAUAUUGCAAAUAAUAAGUUUAAAGAGGAGCGGGUGGACCGGAAUUCCAGAUAUUGGGCAUAUAUCAGACAUAAGACACAGUAGUCUGUUGUAAGCGCUCGACUAGUGGAGCCGGUCAACAUGGGCCGAUCUCGGAGUCGCAGCUCUUCCCGGUCCAAACACUCCAAAAGCAGCAAGCACAGCAAGAAACGGAGCCGGUCGCGGUCUAAAGACAGGGAGAGGUCCAAGAAGCGGUCCAAGUCCCGAGAAUCGAAAAGGAACCGUCGCAGAGAAUCUCGUUCUCGUUCCCGGUCUACUACAGCUUCGUCCCGCAGAGAGAGAGCAGCCUCGCCGCCGGAGCGCAUCGACAUCUUCGGCAGGACGCUGAGCAAAAGAAAUGCUCUAGACGAGAAGGCGAGGAAAGAGGAAGAAGAAAGAAGGGCAGAAAUGGAAAGACAAAGGAAGAUACCGUCCAUCCCUGUAUGUCCGCUCUCGUUCCCCCUCUCAUCCGUUUCUCCCCCCCCGUCCUCCAGCCGGCAGCAGGAGAUCGAGGAGAAGCUGAUCGAGGAGGAGACGGCGCGGCGGGUGGAGGAGCUGGUGGCCAAGCGGGUGGAGGAGGAGCUGGAGAAGCGCAAGGACGAGAUUGAGCGGGAGGUGCUGCGGCGCGUGGAGGAGGCCAAGCGCAUCAUGGAGCGGCAGCUGCUGGAGGAGCUGGAGAGACAACGGCAGGCAGAGUUGGCGGCACAGAAGGCCAGAGAGGAGGAAGAAAAAUCGAAGCGGGAGGAGCUGGAAAAAAUCCUGGAGGAGAAUAACCGCAAGAUCGCCGACGCUCAGGCCAAGCUGGCUGAGGAGCAGUUGCGUAUUGUAGAGGAGCAGAGAAAGAUUCACGAGGAGCGCAUGAAGCUGGAGCAGGACCGUCAAAAGCAGCAAAAGGAGGAGCAGAAAAUCAUCCUCGGCAAGGGCAAGUCCCGGCCCAAGCUCUCAUUCUCCCUGAAGGCCACCGAAUGAGACUGCUCCCCCCCCCACCCCCACCCCCAACCCCAACCCCUUCGCUCACAUGUCCCGCCCAGCCUUCAUCCCCAUCCAGCUCUCCCUCCUCAUCAUUCGACCCCGCUCCUCCUCCUCCUCCUCCUCCGUGGAACGCUCGCUUCGUUUUGGAAGUGCUGAAGGAAGGCCGAGGAUAAGGGGCGCGCCCCGCUGUGUGUUGGUCCCUGUGAAAGGCCCACGUUGUCCCUCCCGGCCUGGAAGGGAGAGGCAGCUCUCCGCCCUCGCCCUUCCUCACCUCCACCGCACAGAUGACUCUUGUUUGUGCUUUAUUUUUUUCGUAUUUUUUUUUUUUUUUAGGGAACUUGGAACUUUUUUGAUGUAGAAUGCUAUAACAUGUCCCCUUUGCCCCCCCCCUGUAAGUCUUAACUCUGGUGUAACAGCGAGCGCCUGUGCGCCUGUGCUCUUCUUACAUGUCUUCACAGCCAGCAAACGACAAACGGUAGAAUGCCAGUCCCCGAAAUAGAAGAGUAUGUGUGACUUUUGUCUAGUUUCAGUCUACUGUAAAAGCUCAUGUGCAGCUUGGGAGUUGGCCUGUGGUUUUCCUGUUUUCAUAAAAAAAAAAAAAAAUAAAAAAAAAAUGGAUCCUAAAGUGGCCGACACAGUGGUAACAAAUCACAGCACAGCCUUUUAAAAGCACAGUUAACUUCCCGUCCAGCUGACAGGUUUCUGUCUCCCACCUACCUUUACUUCCUCUGCCCAUAAGCUCCGGUCACCAUAUAAAUCUACAAACUACUCUUCUUUCUGCUUCAGCUCCGUCUGCCAUGUAUAUCAUUUAUUUUUUCUCUAAAUGACAGCAGCAUGUCGACCUGAGGAGGGAAUGUGAAGCUGGUGUUAGAUUUAAAGUUUGCUGCGGUGCAGGUGAACUCGGCCUCGACUUCCAAGCUGCCCAUGACUGAACCACAAGCCCUACAGCAGGAUGUGUGUCUCGUCUACGAUAAGGGGGCCUGUGGGUAAUGGAGGAGAGAGAGAGGACAUUUCCUGUAUGAUGUAAUUUUAUUAGCCUUGCUGUGAUGUGCUGAGUCCCAACUCCUCCUCCUCCUCCCCUCCCCCCCCUCCAGUUAAAAUUGUGUUUUUGAAAUUGAUCCACGAUUAGGGAACAAAAAGUCACAUUAAUGGUAAAUACUUGAGUUUUGUUUUAUCAGACUCUUUGGAAAAAGCAGUGAAUUGUACGAAACCCACGGACCAUACAGUCCGUGUUGUGUCCCUGAGUUGUGUUGUAGUAAACUAACUUGGCAAGGCGCCUCACUUGGUAAGUCUUGAUUCGUAUAGGAUGGACAAGUUCAGGUAAGAUAAGGUGUGAGGUCAGCAGCAGUGCGAGUGUGUGUGAGAGUGAAUGUGCGUGAGUGCGUGUGUGGGUGGGUGUGAGAGAGACAGGCGGGCUGACCUCAGGUGGGUAUAAUGACUUUUUGUUAUGUUGUGGGAUUUUGAAUUUGUCAUGUAAUUUCCCCCAAUUGUCAAGGGACUGAACAGUUCAAUAAAUCCUUUGAAUGCC
Molecule: messenger RNA, 2645 nt
Organism: Sander lucioperca (pikeperch)
Lineage: Eukaryota; Metazoa; Chordata; Actinopteri; Perciformes; Percidae
Gene: arglu1a
Product: arginine and glutamate rich 1a
Exons: 4
Coding region: 248-1114 (288 amino acids)
Cellular component (GO): nucleoplasm; mitochondrion
Molecular function (GO): cadherin binding
Source: RefSeq, a predicted model, not a curated record